Messenger RNA from Siniperca chuatsi (mandarin fish), 3902 nucleotides. RefSeq names its product membrane-associated guanylate kinase, WW and PDZ domain-containing protein 2-like. Gene Ontology annotation, molecular function: protein binding. Bases 1 to 3840 code for a protein of 1279 amino acids. Gene Ontology annotation, cellular component: cytoplasm. Gene Ontology annotation, biological process: signal transduction. The transcript has 18 exons. The record is from RefSeq and is a predicted model, not a curated record. Lineage: Eukaryota; Metazoa; Chordata; Actinopteri; Centrarchiformes; Sinipercidae.
AUGACAUUUAUCCAUCCUCCACGUUGUUUUGCCUAUAGCAGUGCAGCAGCUGCUAAAUUUAUAAGCGGCCGCUGUCAGAUUUGGCCGAUAGUAUGUGUGUGUGUGUGUGUAUUUCCCCCUCUCUCUCCUCUCUCUCUCUCUACAAGAUCACCACAGCUCUCAGAGCAUCACUGUCCAAAUAUCCCGUCAGCCGUGCACAUCGCCUCUGACUUUCUCUGGGAUACGGUGGCACCAUAUACUCAUCACUGCAUUCCCACGCUGCUUUUUAUCACACACACGCACACACCAGGCUGCUGCUUUUUUAACCAAGUAUUUAUUUAUGCUCAUUGUUUAACCUCAGUCGGGUCAAUGUAUAUAGACGCGUUCAAACGGAUCCUCUUUGAAAGGCUGAACUGCUUGAAAAGAAUGUGUGUGUGCCAGCGCCAAGGCAGCUCGUUUGCCAUGUCUAAGACAGCGGUGAAGAAGCUGCACUGGUGUUCCAAGGUGCAGGACAGCUUCGUCCCCUUGCUAGGCUCGUCGGGGGAGCUGGGGAUCGCCAUUGGUGGAGGAGCAGAUUAUGGAGAGUUUCCUUUUGUCACGUCGGCUCCGGGGGGCGGACUCACAGUGGGUGAUAUCAUCCUAGAGAUUGGGGGAACACCAGUAUUAGGGAUGACAUUAGGAGAUGUCCGUGGUGUCCUCAACUCCUGCCCCCAUCCUAUCCGCAUCAAAACUGUGUCACCAGGCUCCACAUUGUGCAAGGAUCUCAGGUUGUAUUUGAGUAAGUGCUUCACACCCGGCUCAGUGGACAGCCAACUUCAGCAGGUCAUCCGAGAGAACCUCUACCUCCGCGCUGUACCUUGUACAACCAGACAGCCCAGAGAUGGGGAAAUCUCAAGGGUAGACUACAACUUCGUCUCCAUUGAGGAGUUCUUCUCCUUGGAAGAGUCAGGAGUGCUGCUUGAGAGUGGAAAGUUCAAAGGGAAUUACUACGGCACCCCCCGGCCUGUUCACAUCAGCGCAGAGAGCCCCCCCAUCACCUACCAGGAACACCGCAACCUGCUUAGAAACUUCCGCACACGCAGCAAAUCACUCAGCAACCUGGAGAAGGCUGUAGAAGACGGCGAGAACAGCGAGGAAGACUCAGGCCUGUCAGGAGGUUCUGCAGGUCUAAGCAGCAGCGUCCCUCCUAGCCAUCGGUCCCCCGGUCGGCCCCGGGCAUCCAGCAGCGGGGAUGGCCGUGUCAUAGAGAACGGGAUCAUCGGCAGCAGAAGUAGUGCCAGGCUGACGGGUGUGAUGGCUGAUCACUGGGAGCAGGCCUUCAGUGACCCAGGAGAGUCUCACUACAUAGAUCGCAACCCAAAGAGGACCAGCUGGCAGAGUCCUCGAGCUGCAAGCAGGGAGACCGUCUACAAAAAUGAAUGGUUCACAGACCUGCCUGGGGAGCUCAGGGGUUUCCCCGUGCACACACACUUGACCAAGGGUUCCAGAGGGUUUGGUUUCAAUAUUGUCGGGGGCAGCAGGCCAAGAGAGUUCCUCCAGGUCUACAGUGUGACUGCAAGUGGACCCUCAGCACUCAAGACAGCGGACAUCCUGGUGUACAUCAAUGAUGUUUGUGUGUUGGGAGUGUCUCACAAAGAGGUGGUAGAGAUGCUCAAGUCGGUGCCUGUUGGCCACAGUGUGGAUGUAGAGGUUAGAAGAGGGUAUCCCAUGCUCUACAACCAUGACGGUUGUCCCAAGCAGCCCCCGCCAAGGCUACUGGACAGCGGGGAACCCAUAUUACCACCCACCACCACCCAGCCUCAGCCUCUGCACCAAAUACCUCGCCUCCCAACACCCACUCCCCAGACCCAGCACUUUAACUUUAAUGGCGUCCACAGUGACGGGAGCUACAUGGAACCAGGGGUGACUCUAGACGCUAAUGGAAACGCCACAGCUUUCGCUACCAGACAGCCGUCCUCAUACAGACGCUCCAGUUUGAGCAACACUGCCUCUUCCUCCCCCAUGCUUCCUCCUCGUUCCCUAAGAAGUUUAGCCAGGCUGCAGUCAUUCGACCCAACGCUUGCCAGCCAGAGUGACAGUGAAGUUGUUUCUGCCAUUGGUUCACACAGGGCAUCAAUGAUCCGUAAUCACAACAAUAACUCCCUCUCAACACCCCCUCAUCCUUUGCGUCACGGCACAUCCAAGUCGUCUGAGAGUGACCUGUCUACCUGCACCCUGUCGGGGUCCCAGCUGCCCCUGCCUCAAUCACCGAGGAGGCCCAUGUCCUCCCCCGGCGGCCCCCACAGCGCUCAUUCCCACCUCUUCAGACCGCAGACCUCCCACCUCAGACCUCCUCCCACUCCUGACAGCCCCCACCACCGCGGCUUCAACGGUUUCCAUGGCAACACUAGCCCCACUGCGAGUCCCAGCAGUGUGUCCUCUCCUGGGGCGAUGAGUAUGGGCAGUGGAGGAGAGCUGGUGCCAGUGGCCUUGGCCCAGACUGAAGGAGACCGAGGACUUGGCUUCAGCCUGACGGCUGGCGGUCCAGGAGGCAGGAUGACUAUAGUGAAAAGAGUUUGGGACAGGAAGCAGUGCAACUCCCUGCAGCCAGGGGAUGCUAUUGUCAAAAUCAACGGAGCAGAUGUCCAGAGUCUUAACUUUGCACAGGUACAAACAGUUCUUCUGGAACACACCAAACUGGCAGAAGUCAUCUUGUUGGUUUACAGAGGAGGCAUCUAUCAUUCAGCCGUCUCCCUUGGUUCCAUUCGGAGACUCCCUCCACCUCUACUCCGGCCCCCUCCUCCACCUGUUGGUUCAGACAACUCCUCUGUGCUCCCAGAAGCACUGCCUAUGCCCCGUACUUCCAUUAGCGCCCCUCCUUCCCCAGCCCUGAUGCCCUCCUCGCUGAUCCAGAGCACCAGUUUCUUGGAGUCAAUUCCAGUGACGCUGACCAUGGAACCCAAAGACUGGAUCAACACGGGCCUGGAGGACGAGGCGGGCGGUGACACAGCGCCUGAUUCAGGUCUGGAGAGGCAGGGUGGUGAACGAACUCGGCCGCUCCGAGGGUUUGAUGUGGAGCUGAGGAGAAAGCCAGGAGAGGGCUUUGGGUUCGUCAUUGCCUCUCAGGAUGUGGAGAAUGGCAAAGCUGCUUCACUUCUCCCUCACCGGUUUGUGACAGUCCGUCGAGGCAGCCCAGCGGCCAAGAGUGGCCAGAUCCGGCCUGGAGAUCGAUUAGAGGCAGUAGAGGGACGCUCCGUAGUGACUCUGCCUCAUCGGGAGCUUGCUCAGAUCCUUCGUCGAGCGGGAAAUACUCUACGCCUCACCAUUGUCCCCCGUCCCAGCACCUAUAAUUCAAGCCUUUCAGAAACCACUGAGUAUGACCCCGGUCACAGAAGCAGAAAGGGUCAGAGGUCGCGUCCAAAGCGUGACUCCAGGUAUUACAGUGUAGACCUGGAUCGUGGCCAUUCAGGCUUCGGCUUCAGCCUCCGAGGGGGCAGUGAGUACAACAUGGGCCUCUACGUCCUGGGACUGAUGGAGGGGGGGCCGGCCUCACGGAGCCAAAAAAUGCAGGUCAGCGACCAGCUCGUGGAGAUCAAUGGAGACAGUACAGCAGGGAUGACCCACAGCCAGGCGGUUGAGCAGAUCCGCAGAGGAGGCCACCGCAUCCACCUGGUCCUCAAGAGAGGAAAUGGAUACGUGCCUGACUAUGUGGAGCUCUCCAGUUUGUCUCUAUGUAUGACCAACUCCAAGCUAGGCGAGCCUUGCUUCUAUGUCAUUGGACGGACAGAGAAUACGCGGUUGGUAAUGGUUCCUGCCGUAAGCACAGAAUCACCUCCCCCUCCCCCCUGCAUCACCCCAAGGAGCAGGGUUUGGCUGCAGUAGACUCCACCGGGCGGAAGGGGCACAGCUCCAAGCAGAAGAGGAAAAGCAGGUCUUCGAAUGGA